UGGUCGAGCCGCAUUUUCGUUUGUUCUCUAUCGUUUUUUUCAUUUGUGUGUAAAAACCUGAACGACUUUCAUUCUCCGUUGUGUUCUUCUUCUUCUUCUUCUAUGGUUUCGAACAAUCCGAAUCCUUCUGAGGGGUUCUAUUUGGAUCCGUCGGGAAUGGCGUUGCCGGGGCUGGGACCGUUUGCCACCACUAUGGCGGCGUCGGAGGAUAUGUCUAAGAAGAUUCGUAAGCCCUACACAAUUACCAAGUCUAGAGAGAGCUGGACUGAGCCUGAGCACGACAAGUUCCUUGAAGCGCUUCAGCUUUUUGAUCGUGAUUGGAAGAAGAUUGAAGCUUUUGUUGGAUCAAAAACUGUUAUACAGAUACGCAGUCAUGCACAGAAGUACUUCUUAAAAGUUCAGAAAACUGGAGGAGGUGAGCAUUUGCCACCUCCACGACCAAAGAGGAAAGCCGCCCAUCCAUAUCCUCAGAAGGCUUCAAAAAAUGUUGCCAUGCCUUCUCAAGUGUCGGGGUCAUUUCCGUCAACGUCUCCUCUAGUUGAACCUGGAUGCAUUAGAAGGCCAGAAUCAUCUUCAAUACCUGCAUGUCCGGCAACAGGUGGAGCUGUAUCUUCUUGGAUGGUGAACUCUGUUCAGCCACCCAAUUCCGCACAAGUGCCAACAACGACAAAUAUUUGUUGCAGUAGUACUGAAAGCCCUUCAAAAGCACUCCCUCUCGUUGAAACAACUGACCAAGGAAGUAACAAUCAUUCUCUUAGAGUUUUGCCAGAUUUCGCUCAGGUUUACAGUUUCAUUGGUAGUGUCUUCGACCCAAACGCAUCAGGUCAUCUGCAAAAGUUAAAGAGGAUGGACCCAAUCGAUGUUGAAACUGUCCUGCUGCUGAUGAGAAACUUAUCCAUUAAUUUGAUCGGUCCUGAUUUUGAAGAUCAUAGGAAGUUGCUGUCCUCCUACGAGAUCGAUUCGGGACCAAUCCCGCAUGGCGACGUCAACAAGUAUGUCACUGAUCAUAAACCCAGUUUGGUAUCCAACUAGGCACGGGAGGAACUGAUGAACAGCAUACUGCUAUGCAUACGUCCUUUAACAACACGAACAGAAUGCUGACUGAUGCUGAGGGACUACCUGAAAAUAAUUAGCACGAUACCGAUCAUGUAAGCGAUGUUGUGAGGUUGCUUAUAAUUAUAUAUUUUAUCUACUGUGCUAUGUUGAUAUGUUGAUGAGGCUCAUGUAUAUAACAUAACAACCACAUUCUGUCGUGGCCUUUGUUUGUAUAGAUGGAGAGCCCUUGAAAUAGUGCUGUAUAGCCCUUAGGUAGGGAGGCCCAGUAUAUUCAAGUUUUGGCAGUUCAUUUUGUAAACAAUGCUCUUUAUUUUUCCUUGUUUUUUCACCUUCGAGUUAAAGGCAAUAAUACCCAUAAAAUUCACCUGGGACUU
This is a messenger RNA of Cucurbita moschata (crookneck pumpkin), 1430 nucleotides long. RefSeq names its product protein REVEILLE 6-like. Lineage: Eukaryota; Viridiplantae; Streptophyta; Magnoliopsida; Cucurbitales; Cucurbitaceae. The coding region runs from base 103 to 1032 and encodes 309 amino acids. The transcript is spliced from 8 exons. Gene Ontology annotation, molecular function: DNA binding. The record is from RefSeq and is a predicted model, not a curated record.